Messenger RNA from Xyrauchen texanus (razorback sucker), 8251 nucleotides. It is a transcript of the gene setbp1, whose product is annotated as SET binding protein 1. The coding region runs from base 705 to 5078 and encodes 1457 amino acids. The transcript is spliced from 4 exons. Lineage: Eukaryota; Metazoa; Chordata; Actinopteri; Cypriniformes; Catostomidae. Gene Ontology annotation, molecular function: DNA binding. The record is from RefSeq and is a predicted model, not a curated record.
CUACUGCGGGAGUCCAGCAAGAGUCACAUCACACUCGUGAAAGUCCGGCCAAACAUCUCCAGCUACGACAGAGUCCAUAUUUUCCUGGAUAUUUGCCCUGCGCGGCUGCUCGUGGCCGGUGUGUCACCUAAAGCAGGACUUUGGAUAUUAUCAAGGAUCGCAAGAGCAGAUUUGUUUUCUCCGCAGUGGGAAGGCUUGAUCCACCCCUGAGCGUGAUGAUUUGAGAGGGAAGCAAUGCAGAUAGACUAUACUGUAGCAGCCCCACAGGUCACCAUAUUCCUGCUUUAAUCCGCAUUUCGUCUGAAUCUGCACGCGCGCGCCUGCUUUCACUGCGCUUAUCGAUCACAAAUCACUCGCUCUUCAUGUUUGUGUUUCUUUUUUUAAACGAAUCUCACCCGAGAUUUGUACUAACGCCAUUUUAACGCGAUAAACGCCGUUUGGUUGAGUUUGAGGUAUUGUAGAGUGCUUGUCAUGAUCUCGAUGUAAGUGGAUGGAUUUACUCUCAUAGACUCAGCAGCAGCUUUAGAAAUGGUUUCACCUGGGAAAAACUCCAACUUAGCGAGAUUUGUAAGAUUCCUGGAGCAGUAAGGAGUCAUAAUCCAUCACAUCCCUCUCUGAUCAAACUCGAUUACUCAGACCGGUGUCCCACUGUCCUUUUGGGUCCCUCUGUUUCCUGAUUCUUGGACCAAGCUUCAAGAUUUGCAAUGGAACAAAGAGACCUUACUCGGAUGGCCCGGCCCAAAGGGAAUGAGGAGUUCUUCUCCACUGUUACCACAAUCAACAGAGCAGACCUCAGUGAGGUGGGUCUUCUGGCCAGCCCAAUGAAGAGCCUCCCUCUGCCUGGAGAGCAGCAGGACCACGAAGAGGAUGAAGAUCUCGGACUGGGGAAGGAUGUGGAUGCCACUUCCAAUGCAGACAGUGAGAGAUGGAGUCAGGGAGACGGGCUGGAAGACCAGGAGUUCUCCAUCAAGGAGGCCAAUUUCUCUGAAGGCAGCCUGAAGCUAAAGAUCCAAACGACCAAGCGGACCAAGAAGCCUCCCAAGAACUUGGAUAACUACAUCUGUCCUCCUGAGAUCCGCAUCACCAUCAAGCAGCGUGGGGAGCAGAAGACUACCAAACAUGGCAAGAACAGCAGAGGAGCAAAAGAGGAGGACAAAGGACCCCCCAGAAAGAGGACCUAUGAAAGGACCUAUAAACGUGUGGGUAAAACCGAUGACUUGAUAAUGGAUGGCCUUAGGGAGAGCACAAAACCAAAGCAUGAGUCUAAAAGCAACGACAUUCACCACCUUGACUGGAAAAAGCCAUCAGAUAUUGUUGGAGAUUUAGCAUCCCAAGAGCAACACAUGACAGAACCAGACUCAAAAAGAGAAAUGGCAUGCAUUCACAAGAGCCCUUUGUCAGAGCCCAACAUCCCAUUCUCAAAAACGCAAGUUAAAAAGGUAACAGAGGGUUCAUCUGGAAGUCUCUUUGCCUCUGCCAUGUCUUCCCCAGGCGCUGACUCACUAGCAUCUUCUCCAGCUAAUAUAGCAAUGAUUCCCACAACUGACUCAAGUGUGUUGACACACUCCUCGUUCAGCAAGGACAGAUGUUUGCAGGAAGUCACCGAGGAAGUGUUUGGGAACAUCAAACGGAAAUAUGAAAGGAAAGACCCAGUGAAGGCCAAGACAGAGACCGCCCUUAAUUUAGACAUUCAGUGGGCCAAAAAGAUUAACAGAGAUACUGAAAGUCAAGACAGUACUAAGGAGAAACAACCCUACAACUCUGGUAAAGGUGAAUUUCAGAAAGAGGUGCCUGAUAAGUUAAGCAAUAAGACGGAUGAUGAAAGUAAGUCACUGUCAAGUGGUGGUAUCCAUAUCUCAAAUGAUUCUAAGACUAGAAAGAGAAGAAAUCGAAACACUGUAGAAGAUAAAAACAUAUUAGAAGAUCCACCAACCACACAACAAGUAGAGAUGACCGAUAAAGCUGACCAAGUUAGCACCAAACCUAAAAUGACAAGCAAUAUAGAUUUCAGUGCACCAAAACAGUUUGGUGUGAAUAUAUGGGAGACAGAGGAAGACGGUGCUGGGACAAUGACUGAUGAUGUUGAAAUCUUUCAGAAUAGACAGAGGAAAAUCCCAGCUGGAAGACCAAGAUCAGUGAUUGACCAUGACAAGCAAACCGAGGCAAGGCAAUCCAAGAUCAAGGACAGGUGGUCCUAUAUCAAGUCCCAGAACUCUGCUCCUCAUAAAGUUGUGAAUCAGUAUCUUUCUAUUGAAGAGCCACCCUCUGCCUUCCCUAUUACUCCAUCCAGCCCACUCUACACAAACACAAACAGUUUGACAGUCAUUACCCCAGUAAAGAAGAAACGUGGGCGGCCCAAGAAGCAGCCAUUACUUACCGUGGAGACGAUUCACGAAGGAACCACAACAAGUCCCGUUAGUCCUAUUGCCCAAGAUUCAUCAAGCACUUCAAAGAGAAAGAAAAAGCAUAAUAUGUCAAAAUUGGUGCAGUUGGCCUUAAACAAUUCCCCAUCUCCUGCACAGCAGUUGAAACUCAAGAAAUCAGGUCAAGAAGGUGUGCUUAAAAAGAGGGCAACUAAGAAAAUUAAACUGGUGAAGAUGCAGAGCAUUUUGAAUGAACUUUUGUCUACUUCGAGCACUGGCAAUCUUGCCUUGAAGUCCAAUGUCCCUGUUUCAAAUGCCAUGUCAACAGUGGCAUCGACAAUCGAGGCCCGUUAUGGCAAACAAAUCAAUGUAAGCAAGCGUGGAACUAUUUACAUAGGCAAAAGGCGAGGAAGGAAACCCAGAGCUGAUCAGCAAGCCCAGCAAAAUGAGCACAAAGCCAGUCAUAAGCACUUGUUGCCUAUUUCCAGUCUGUUUGAGAACCCUCUAGUGCCUUCUAUUACAUCAUCUGCAACCAGAAUGCCUUCUCCCAGGGUCAUGCAUUCUUUCUCUGCACACUCUGCAGCAGGUGGGAUGUCUCACCCUGCCACCACAGAUACCAGCCAGCACGACCUGAAGACAAUGCCAAAUCUACAGCCGAUCAGUGCAUUGCCCUCAAAAACCCAUAAGGGCUUGCUUGGUAGUAACUGGAAGCUUUCUCCCCCAAGACUAAUGGCCAACUCACCAUCUCACCUGUCUGAAGUGGCUUCUAUCAAAGAAGUAACACUGUCUCCAGUUAGUGAGUCCCACAGUGAAGAGACAAUCCCUAGUGAUAGUGGAAUUGGCACCGACAACAAUAGCACAUCAGACCAGGCCGAGAAAGGCCCAGUGUCUCGCAGGAGAUACUCUUUUGAUCUGUGCAGUUUUGAUGCCACAGAGGCUGCUGUUCUAGAAGCUAAGAGCAAAGCCGCGAGAGGGCACUACCAGAAGCGAGCCACUGCAGUUGCUAUGGAAAAUUGUUUUGCUCAAGAGAGUCUGAAGAAGCAGAAGCAUCGGAGAAAGCGCAAGGCCCUCCAGAGCCGGGACGACCUGCAGUUUAUUGCUGACCUCGAGGAGCUGGUAAGCAAAUUCCAGGUCUUCAGAAUCUCCCACCGCAGUUGCAAGUACUACCAGGAGAAUUCGUAUCCCAGCAUCUUCCGUCUGAACUUUGACCACUACUAUCCUAUUCCAUACUAUCCCUAUGACCCUGUGCACUAUCUUCGCAGGAGUUCGGAAAAGUCAAAGAGAAGGCGUGGUAGGCCAGCCAAAUCAAACGAGCCAUUAUCAAAGAUGCCUUUCAUUCAAGGGUUUGGCUGCCCAGUGCUUGGUGGCAGUUACUAUGCACCCUACACAAUGCCUUACACAUCCAUGCCUCUUGCCACAAGUAUGAUAAACAUGGGCUAUUAUGGUCAGUACCAUUCACCCUUGUACUUAUCUCAUGCACAUGGACCUUCAGGUUCUCCUCUCAUGAGGUCACCAGUCCCUCCACCAAAGUUCCACCCUGGUGCAUCCUCCAGUCUUGCUGCUACUAGCAGACAUAGAGUAAAGAAUAUGCCACAUGAGAUGCCUUCAUCCAGAAUGAGUGACUCCCAUCACCCUUUGAGAAGUUGCUUGUCAAGUGUCUUUCUCCACAAACGAAAACACAAGCCCAAGCACAAACAUAAAGAGGACCAGUACAUCCCACCGAUGGAAGAACUUGGUGGACUCUUCAGUGGAACCCAGAGUCCUGCCUUCCUCAGCCUACUAAAUGAGAGACUAGAGAAGAACUCUCUGUCCAAACUGAAGGACAAGCCAAGAGGCAAGCAAAGUACAGACGCUUCACCACAAGCUUCCAGGAACAUCUUUGAAGUAGACACUUUGUCAUCGUUGUCCUUAUCUGACUCUCAGCAUUGCAAGCGCACUCGAGGAGAGACACUGAACAACUUCCUGAACAUCUGCACUAGACAACCACAUGAGCGCCUGCAGGCCAGCCAGGAUCAGUCACUGGACUUGUUCAAGGGGCAGCACUUCGGGGACAAUGAUUCCAGUGUUAACAACAGCAGGCAUAGCUUGGAGGACUUUGCAUCAUACAGAGAGGAAAGAAUGACGGCUUUCCAACGAGGUAGAGAUGAGAGGGCAGAGCAGAUGAACCAGUGCCUGAACGCAGCUGUAGCAGAGUCCAGUUCCUUCAAGAGGAGGCACAAGCAUAAUGAGCUGGAGGAGAUCCAGUGUGACAUGCAGGCCUUCUCCAAGAUCCUCACCACAAAGAAGAACCUGGAUCACGUCAACAAGAUUCUGAAAGUCAAGAGGCUUCAGAGGCAAGCCAAGACAGGGAAUAAUAUAGUGAAAAGACGCAGGGGGAGGCCGAGGAAGCAGCCAAUUUCUCUCGAGGAGGGAUUGCCGGGGCAGAUGCCAGUUCUAGAAAAGUGUGUGGACCUUCCUGGGAAGAGGAAUCUUCACACCGGACUGGUGCCUGCUCAGCUUGAGUUCUCCAAUCACGAUUCCAUUACUGACGCCAUUGAGUCAGUGGUUAACAUGGCCAGAUCCCAACCCAGCCCAAAGUCCAAGCAGGGAGGCACGCAAUGGCACAUAGUUCAGCCAAGGCUUCAAAUAGAGCGUCCUAAUCGCAAAGGCAGAGGGAACAGGAGUGUAGAUGCUAAUCUUGCCUCUCAUUUUAGAGGUUCUAACAGUGCACUGUGAGUUAGCCUUGUGUCUCUGUAUCGGAUUUUUUUCUGCUUUGUUUUGAGUCUACUGACACAUUUUAAUGGGCAUUCGCUGAGAAUUUGGACCACGGUUGUGGUCUAAAGAGCUCCACUUUCAGUUUCAGAAUUUUUUGUCUCAAGGAGAAAAUCUUGAGGAUAUUGAAACUAUGGCUUUAGCCAUAAUCUACCAGCACAUGUAAAUGAACUUAUAUAAAAGAAACGGUGUACUUUUUUCUUUGUCGUUUUUGUUUCACUCCUGCACAAAGUAUAGAUCUUCUGGCAAAGGUUGAUUUCAAACAACAAGUCACCGGUAAAUUGCUAACUUGCAUACACACACUUGCACACAUAAACAUACAUUUGCCUGUGCUCAGGUGUGUUCCAGGCAUGAACUAAUGGCAAUACUUUUGAAUGAAACCCUGUUCAGUGGCAUUUUGAUGGCUAUAGUUUGACUGUACAUUGUUACAUAUUCUAUGAACAUUUUCAAGUAUUUUAGAUCUAACUAUACUGUCAGCAUAUCAAAUCAAAAACUGAAUAAUUUUUUCUGUUUUCUUUUUUAAUUCUAAUGUAAUCUCAACAAAGUGGAAUCACUGUAGAUUGAAGGGUUGGUGAAGACAUAGGACAGCGAAAUAAAUCAAAGUAACCUGUAGGCACUACUUCACAGCAGACUAGAAGAAAAAAUGCUAAGGUUGCAUUUAAAAACAACAAAGCGCUUAUUUCUUUUUUCUUUUGUAGAACAACUUUGGGUGGGCUGAAGUAUUACACAGUGUCACAGUGUUGGUUUUCUCACUUUAUGCAAUAGUGAGCAUCUGGACAAUAUUUUCAUUAUCUGACUGGAAAACAAGCUCUUGCUUGGUUGCUCAACUGAGCAACUGAGUUGCCUUCUCCAGAGUCUAUUUGAAAAUGUGCCUGCUCUUGUUAACUAAACAAUAAUAGUAUGUCUAUAUACCUGUCAGUAUUAGAUAUCCACAUGACCAAAGUUUCAAUGUAGUCAGUGUAUCAUAGUAUAGAUCUGUUUCAGUUUACGGUAGCUGCUUGUGUAUAUUACUAUGAAUGGAUACUAAGUGUGGUGGAGUGGUUAUUUGUUGAUGGUUCUGUUGCUUGGAUUGUAAAAAUAGGAACCAGAAUGUACACCGAAGUCUAUUUAGGUGUCAAACAUAGGACUCAUUGCAAACUAAUCAAAAAUUUGUCCUGCGCUAUUUUAGGAGUUUUACUGAUAUAAUCAACAUUUGGAAUCGGAAUAGAAUUUGAAUGUGGUUCUAAUUUUAAUGGCUUUCCAUUUGUGAUUUAAUUUCUACUUUUGUUUUUGUUGUUGUUUUCAUAUAUGUGCCUUAUGUUUGUCUGUAAAUCCAUAACAUGUUCAGGUGCAGAUAUCCGUCAUGAAUGUGCAUAAACAAUAAUCUUGUUUUCUCUCCUGGUUUUAGUGUUUUAGAUGUUAUUAUUUUAAUACACUUAGACCUUGCUGGUUUGUUGUCUUGCUGUAAAAGGCUUUAUUCUGACUAUAAAUACAUUUACUAUAUAUUUACCAAACAUUGUAAUAGUUCAGUGAACAGAUAGCAUCUAUGGUACACAUCUAAAUAUACGCAAAAUAACUCUAUAACCAAACCCACCAAGAUUUUUGACAUUAAUACAUGCUUAUUUACUAUGCACCAGGUUACUGCUGUGACUCAACAGAGGCUUUUUUGCAUCUACUCUUUUGUAAGCUUUCCGUUUUCUUUAAACCAGUUUAAACGAUGAAGUGGUCUUAAUGAAAUUUUAAUAGUUGUACUGAUCAGUAGAUUGUCAAUUGUGCUGAAACAGACUAUCAUUUUUUUUUUGCAAUUCUAAUCAUUGUUUAGGGGAGAGAAAGAAAAUAACAUCUAAGCAGUGCGGCCUUAAUCGAAUGUUAAAUUGUCCCCUGUAAAUAGUCUACCAUAUCUAGGUUGCUGUAUAGCUGCGUAAGUCAUGCCUAAGAAAUAAGAAACAUGUCAAUAUGUUUAACUCACAGUUGUCCAAAGCAGGACACAUAUGGGCUUAAAAUGCCAUUUGGUGUUAUGAAGCAUUAUGUCCUUGUGAUAUCUUAGUGCAUUUAAGCUAAAAGAUAUAAUAUAUGCUGGCAGCUAUUUGCCUCAGCCAGUUGUACUGGUCUGGAGUUGACAUUUUUGUAGUAUGUGCCCAUUUGGACCAGUUCUGAUAACCACCUGGAAGCAUUGCCAAAAAUGUUGACCUAUAUUAGUGCUUUUAGCACCGAAAGACAUCAAAAAUGCACACCGUAGCAGUUUUCGGAACAAUUAUAUUGUCAAAAAGUGGCUUUGGUUUCAAUGCCUGGCAGCUCAAAUUUGCUUGUCUUCUAUGGUUUCAAAAUGCCAGAUAUAUUUUCUCCACCACAUGAAAAGUGGUGCCUUGUGAAGUUAAAGUUAAAUAUAUAUUUUUUUGCUGUUGAACAACAAUAGCAACUCUAUUACAUGCUGGUUGUGUCGAUUAAAUAUUAUCAGUAACCAAGGCCAUAUUAUCUGCUCAAAUGUCGUCACCAGUAUCAUAUUUUAGUUUAAUAACAAUACAAUGAAGUUAUAAUACAAACAAAGUGUUGAUCAAAAAGUAAUAUUCCUGACAAGGACACACAAAAGCUCUUAUCGCUCUCAAAUUUGUAAAUCAUACAUAUGGUGUUAGGACCAUUUUGAUCAUUUGAUUUCUGUGUCUGCAUGCCCUCUUUGAUUGUAUGCCUACACAUUUUUAAGUAUUACAUUUUGAUUCGGAUAAGAUCUUAUACAUUGUUUGAUAUGUUUUUUGUAAUAAAUCAUUUUGUACAUUGUAUGGAUAUUAAAAACAGCAAAUAAUGGACAAAUAUAAAAAAAAAAGAAUAAAUACUGAUAUACACAAACAUAUACAUUGUACAUAGAAUGUAUGUAUACACAUUCAUGUUUUAUGUAACUGUGAGUACAAACAUGUUUAUAAAUACAAGUACGACGCUGUACAUAUGUACAUACAUAUACGCUUGCAUGUGUUUGGUCAUGUUUGCCGUUCAUGAUCUUGUAGUUUUAUUUUUUUAUUUCUCCCUUUUCUUACUGUAAAGCUCAUUUUUGUGCAUCUAUCUCUGGUGAACUGUAUUGAGCACUUAAACAGUUGAUCUUGUUCAUGUCAUUCAUUGUGCAAAAAAAAUAAUAAAUGAAAUUAUCGAGAGCUCACUUCUGUUAA